Xyrauchen texanus (razorback sucker) is the source of this 684-nucleotide messenger RNA. Its product is annotated as E3 ubiquitin-protein ligase TRIM47-like. Gene Ontology annotation, molecular function: zinc ion binding. The record is from RefSeq and is a predicted model, not a curated record. Bases 94 to 684 code for a protein of 196 amino acids. The transcript has a single exon. NCBI's taxonomy places the organism in Eukaryota, Metazoa, Chordata, Actinopteri, Cypriniformes, Catostomidae.
ACUAUUUCAGCCUUUCAGUUCAGGGAAACCGAAACUUAAGUGCUGUUGAGUUUUAGGCUGUGCAUCUCUCUGUCUGUGUGUCCAUUCAUUGAAAUGGCAGAAGGCAGUUUUUCUCAGGAUCAGUUCAGCUGUCCAGUGUGUCUGGAUCUACUGAAGGAGCCAGUGACCAUUCCUUGUGGACACAGUUACUGCAUGAGCUGUAUUACAGACUGCUGGGAUCAAGAGGAUCAGAAGGGAGUCUACAGCUGUCCUCAGUGCAGACACUCCUUCACUACAAGACUUGCUUUAUUUAAGAAUGUGAUGUUUGCCGAAUUGAUAGACAAACUGAAGAAGACAAAACUUCAUACUGCUCGUCCUGCUCACUGUUACGCUGGACCUGGAGAUGUGGAGUGUGACGUCUGUACUGGGAAAAAAUACAAAGCUGUCAAGUCCUGUCUGGAUUGUCUGAACUCUUACUGUCAAAAUCAUCUUGAACAACAUGAGAAUCUCUUUAAAGAUAGGAGGCAUAAUCUGAUGGAUCCCACUAGACGACUCCAUGAGAUGAUCUGCUCAAAACAUAAUAAACAGCUGGAAAUCUACUGUCGUACUGACCAGAUGUGCAUUUGUUAUCUGUGUACGAUGGACGAACAUAAAAACCAUGAUACUGUAACAGCUACUGCAGAGAGGACUGAGAAACAGGUUUGA